GUUUUAAAUUUAAAGGUCCGACUUUUAUUGCGCAUAUUGUCACGCAUGACCACAGAGACAGCUUGAGAUGAGUCAUCAACAUCAUGGUGAUUUUCUCUAGGAUAGGACUGAAAGUCGAGAUGGGGCAGAUCAUUGCCGCCCGGUACCACGUAUGAAAUGCAAAAAUGUCUGGAGGGUCUGGAAGAUUGCAAUUUGUGAUGCUGCGUUUGGAUUCCAAAAAAAUCUGUAUUGCAUGAGCAGCAAAGUGAGUGUUAUUUUUGCUACGGGAAAAGGGCAUUUGUCAUGCGGUGUAGGCAUCAAGAAGCCCUCAAAAAAUCUCUGAUGCUAGGACAUGCAUCACAGACAUCAUGGCACAUGCAAAACUUGCAUGACAAGUCUCAGAAUCUCCCAGACCCAGACACUUUUGCAAUGCAUACCAGGUCGUCGAGUACCUUGGCAUACCCAGACACUUUCGCUGAUAUGUGACGAGUAUAGUACGCAUCAAGAACAUUUGUUGCGACGAGAGCACCAGAGUUCAUCUUGCCAACUAUUUCUAGUACCUCCAAAGCAUUUUCAUAUAAGAAAGUCCAACCAAACAUCAAAACAGGAACACCUCGUCUUGGUGACAGAGUUGUUGAAGGACAACUUAUACGAGUUUUCCAAGUUUAAUCGCGAGCAGCAGCCAGGGGAGCCUUACUUCACGAAAGCCAGACUGCAGAUCAUUUCGCGCGACAUCCUGAAGGCGUUGAAUUUCAUCCACGGACUAAAUCUUAUUCACUGUAGAAAGUUUGGAUGUUUUGGUUUGAUGUGCUUGUUGUGAUCCUCAUCCUUCUAGUAGUUCUUCGUUGCGACAUCCUUUCAUGUGCACAUACGUUCAUCGACGUCAGAACAAUAAAAUUGACGUGGCCGCUAAUCAUCUUCAAAAGCAACCACAGGUGAUUUAAA
Molecule: messenger RNA, 924 nt
Organism: Amoebophrya sp. A120
Lineage: Eukaryota; Dinophyceae; Syndiniales; Amoebophryaceae
Source: the annotation of a GenBank genome assembly